GGUGUCCCUAAAUGGAACUGGCAAGACUGGUGCCCUUCACCUCCUGAAAGAUGUCAUCGCAACAGACAAAGAAGAGGUUGCUUUCAAAGACCUAGAUGUUGCUGUACUUGUGGGCUCCAUGCCAAGAAGGGAAGGCAUGGAGAGAAAAGAUUUACUGAAAGCAAAUGUGAAAAUCUUCAAGAGCCAGGGCGCAGCCUUGGAGAAGUAUGCCAAGAAAUCAGUUAAGGUCAUUGUUGUGGGAAACCCAGCCAAUACCAACUGCCUCACGGCCUCCAAGUCUGCCCCAUCCAUCCCCAAGGAGAACUUCAGUUGCUUGACUCGCUUGGAUCAUAACCGAGCCAAAUCUCAGAUUGCUCUUAAACUUGGUGUGACUGCUGAUGAUGUAAAGAAUGUCAUUAUCUGGGGAAACCAUUCCUCAACUCAGUAUCCUGAUGUUAAUCAUGCCAAGGUGAAAUUACAUGGAAAGGAAGUUGGUGUGUAUGAAGCUCUGAAAGAUGACAGCUGGCUCAAGGGAGAAUUCAUCAUGACUGUGCAGCAGCGUGGUGCUGCUGUCAUCAAAGCUCGGAAACUGUCCAGUGCAAUGUCUGCUGCAAAAGCCAUUGGUGACCACAUCAGAGACAUCUGGUUUGGAACCCCAGAGGGAGAGUUUGUGUCCAUGGGUGUUAUCUCUGAUGGCAACUCCUACGGUAUUCCCGAUGAUCUUCUCUACUCAUUCCCUGUCAUAAUCAAGAAUAAGACAUGGAAGUUUGUUGAAGGUCUCCCUAUUAAUGAUUUCUCACGUGAAAAGAUGGAUCUUACUGCAAAGGAACUAACAGAAGAAAAAGAAACUGCUUUUGAAUUUCUUUCCUCUGCAUGACUAGGCCAUCAUUUUGAUGUUAAUAAGUACCCUAAAGCUGAGGAAUCUAAAUGUCGUCUUUGACUGUAGUUCCAAAUAAAGAUAAUACUAUACUUACAUUACUUGUAAAGAACAACAGACCUUAAAGAUUGUGUGCUUCUCGGGUACACAUUUGUGAAUGAAAGGCUGUCAUCAUGCUUUUAGUGCUGUAUUCUAAAUAAAAAUACAUAUUC
Castor canadensis (American beaver) is the source of this 1068-nucleotide messenger RNA. NCBI's taxonomy places the organism in Eukaryota, Metazoa, Chordata, Mammalia, Rodentia, Castoridae. The record is from RefSeq and is a predicted model, not a curated record.